CGAGCAGACUUACGAAUGUAUUGUUCCGUGUUAUGGACAUUGUUUGUGAACGUUGUCAAUAAUUUGGUUUUUCGUAGUUCUGUAACUUGGUCGUCCUUUGGUAAAGAGGGAGGAUUUGUCAUUAAUACUUCCGGUUGUUUGUCGUUGCUGGAGGUCAAUAUUCGAAAGGAAAUGGAUGGAUUUGGCGACAGUUUUGACCAGCCAGAGGUAGAUCCAGCAGCUGAAUUUCUAGCUCGUGAGCACGAUCAACUUGCUGGUCUAGAAGAUGAAUUGCAUCCUGUUAUUGCCACACCGCCAGUAGAAGAUGGCAAAGCAGUGAUUUCUGCUCUGCCUGUAGAUGGUUCAUUCAUUCCACAAGGGUCGACCCUUCCUCAGGUCGAUCACACAGGCAGCUUUGAGAUGAUUGAUAACUUUGGUCAGCAAGAUGGUUUUGAGUCAGAGGGAAUAGGUUCUGAGGGUGCCACUCUUGAAGGCAGGGGAGUGAGAGAAACAGAGAGUGCUGUGCUACAGGAGGAACCGCCAGAAACUCAGCCAAAGUUAUUUGCAUCAUCAGCUCCUACAAGAUCUGUUACCAGAGAGGAACCUGAGAAGAUUAAAAAGUGGCGUGAAGAACAAAAGAAACGAUUAGAAGAGAAAGAUGCAAAUGAGGAGAAAAGAAAAGAGGAGUUACGUGAAGGAGCCAAAAAGGAAUUGGAUGAAUGGUAUCGCCAUCAUGAGGAACAAAUUUCAAAGACAAAAACAGCAAACAGAGAAGCUGCUAAAAAUGCUGAAAAGCAGUUUGUGGCCGAAUCAGAUGAAAUUGAGCCUGGUACAGAGUGGGAACGAAUUGCUAAAUUGUGUGAUUUUAAUCCCAAAUCGAGUAAGACUAGCAAGGAUGUGUCUCGGAUGCGGUCCAUAAUUCUGCAGCUGAAGCAGACUCCACCUGCUGCAAAACGUGCUUGAAAUGUGCCGCAUUAUAUAUCUUCAAUAUUAUGGAAUAUGCAUUCCUAGUUUGUUAAUAUAUGAAUCUGUUAAUUUAUACUAAACAAUUGAAAGAUUAUGCUUUAUUUGUAAGAUUGUAUACUACAUUAGAAUAAAAAUGAAAAUCAAGUAGAAAAAUUUAUUUACAAUAUCAGUGAAUACAUAGUUA
This is a messenger RNA of Zootermopsis nevadensis, 1129 nucleotides long. It is a transcript of the gene Clc, whose product is annotated as clathrin light chain. Gene Ontology annotation, cellular component: synaptic vesicle membrane; clathrin coat of coated pit; clathrin coat of trans-Golgi network vesicle. Gene Ontology annotation, molecular function: clathrin heavy chain binding; structural molecule activity. Lineage: Eukaryota; Metazoa; Arthropoda; Insecta; Blattodea; Termopsidae. Gene Ontology annotation, biological process: clathrin-dependent endocytosis; intracellular protein transport. The record is from RefSeq and is a predicted model, not a curated record.